Molecule: messenger RNA, 2898 nt
Organism: Choloepus didactylus (southern two-toed sloth)
Lineage: Eukaryota; Metazoa; Chordata; Mammalia; Pilosa; Megalonychidae
Exons: 3
Coding region: 1-2898 (965 amino acids)
Biological process (GO): flagellated sperm motility; sperm individualization
Cellular component (GO): cytoplasm
Source: RefSeq, a predicted model, not a curated record
AUGGAUGAGGAAGCCUAUCACAGAGCCCGAGUGUGCUCCGGCUCCAACCCCGGGAAAUGCCAGGAGAUGGGAGAUGCAAUACUUCUGUUUCUGGGCACCAUCAUCCUGCUCAACGUGGGGUUCAACGCAGUGACUAUGCUCUGGGCGCAGCUGAAGAGCUUGAGAAAUCAUUUCAACUAUUUUCUCCCCAAAGACACGAGGCACAGCUGUACGGGCAGCCAUCCCCGGUGCACGCGCUGCUCCACGGACCCCAAGACCCAGAGCCCGAGAGCCUCUUCUCGCUUUGGUCGCCGCCGAAACUUCCGGCCCAGGCACUCUAACCACCAGGACUCCUGGGUCCCAGACCGGAAGGCGGAGAAGGCUUCUAGGGGCGGCAGGAUGCCACCUCCAUGUGGGCACACCGGGGCUCCCACGGAAGCUCCAUGGGGACCAAGGAAGGAGGAGAUGAUGGGAGCUGGGAAGGCCUCUCGGGUCAGGGCCUUAAAGGGCCAAGCCUCCUUUUACACCAGGCCAGAGACCCCGUCCCAGAUCCAAGCCCCCAUCCACAGUUUGAAGGGCCAGGACCCAAACACAAGCAAGGUGGACAUGGUUCCACUGUCCUUGCCCCAAGAGACCCCAGAGUACGCCCCAGCCCAGUACCCAGGCCAGGUUCCUGUGCGCCCUUCAGCCCAGCCCCGGACCCACUCCCCGGCCCAUGCUCCUCUCACCCACACCCAUGCGCACACUCUGGCCACUGCCCCAAUCUUUGCCCCAACUCCUCCCCCCACUCCUGCCUCAGCCACUCCUCCUAUCCCAGGCCCCACCCCAGCCCCUGCCUCCACCCCUGCCCCAGCAUGUGUCAAGGGCCUGAAAAUCCCUCCAGUCACUGCCCCCACCCACACCCACAUCCUAACCCCUAGUCCCUCUACUCUGGCUGCCUUCAAACAUGGUGUUUCAACCACACAAGUGGUGUACGAUAACCGCAGGAUAAACCAGAACUACGUCCAUGUGUGCAGGCCUCAGAACUCUGGGUAUUCCAAGAAGGACCUGUGUACCUGCUCCAGACCCCAGGAGAGACAGGGCUCUGGUACAUUUGGGCAAACAUUAAAGCUACACAUUGGGGAUGGAACCAACUCCCUCACAGGCUCUGGACUGGGCUACCCUGGGCUGAGGAAUCUGGAACAGAAGAUCUCAGGUGACGGCCAAGACAAGCUCUCCCAGCCAAAGACCUUGCCUUACAGUUCUGAGAGGAGGGACAUGGACUCCCAGGCUCCAGUGUACCCCAAGUUCCUGGUCUACUCCCAGGAGGCUGCAUCUGCUAAACCUUGCCUUCAUUUUCCAACAAGUGCCCAGAGUUCACCGCCCACUGUUCCCCCACCAUAUACUCUUUCCCUGCCUCUCAUUCCUCCCAGAUCUUUUGUCCUUUCUCAAUCCACCAGCCCUCAGAAAUCUUCCACCACAUUUCAAACCCCCACCUGCCUUCCAGCUUGCAAGUCUCCUCAGCCCAUCCCUCCCCAGUACUCCACCGUUUCUAAACCUCUCAUUCAAUCACAAUUCCCCAACAUUCAAAAAAGUCUAGGCCUUACCCAAGACCUUGGUCUCCAAAGGAGCCCAUGUCCUUCAAAAGACUCUAGCAUUCACGAGAAUCCAGGCCCUAAACAAAAUCCAGGCCUGCAAAAGAACCCCGGCCAUAGCCAAGCAUCUUAUCUCUACAAGAGCCAAAAUGCUCCCCAAGAUGCUGGUCUUUACAAGACUCCAGGCCUCUCCCAACAGUCUGCCCCCCAAAAGAGCCCAGGCCUUGCUCAAGAUGCUGGUAUGCUAAAGGGCCCAAGUUUCACCCAACCCUCUGGCCUCCAGAAGAACAUGCCAUUCACCCAAACUUCUAAUUUUCAGAGGUGCUUGGGCAUUAUACAAGACUCUGGAGUCUGUAGGAAUCUGGACCUUAUCCAAGAGACUGCAGUCUACCAUAGCCAAAACCACCUCCAAGCAAAUGGCCCCCAUAAGAGCCCAGGCCCUGCUCAAGAUUUUGGAGGCUGUAAGACUACAGGUGUUGUCCGAGACCCAGGAGUCUUCAGAAGCCUGGGCCUUACCCAACAUUCUGGCCUACAGAAGAGUCCAGCCCUUUCCCAAGACUCUGGAAUCAAUAGGAGCCCAGGCUUUGCCCAAACCUCUGAGCUCUGUAAGGGCCCAGGACUUAUCCAAGACUUAUCUAAGACUCAAGUUAACAGGAACUUGGAACAUACCCAAGACCGGAAUCUCCACAAGGGCCCAGGAAUUAAUCCAGAUCCAGGCCCACAUAAGGGCCCAGCCCUUACCCUAGACUCGGGUCUCUCCAAGAUUCCAGGCCUUAACCAGGAAUCUGGCCUCCACAAGGACUCAAGCCUUGUCCAAGAUCCUGGCCUCCACAAAUGCCCAGGGCUUGUUCGAGGUACUGGCUCUGCCCAAGGCCCUCUUCAGACCCCAAAGUCAACACCGUCCCUAACGAAGUCAUCUAUAUCCAAGGACCACCCUCAGAAAGAGGAUGGAGAGAAGCACAUACCUUGGACUUCUGUCCCACUCAGCCAGAAUUCCUGCCCUUCCAAGGCCCCGGGGAUGUGCAGUGACCUGCAAACCUUCUCAGAGGUUCCUGUACUAAUUGAGCUAAAGCCACCCUCCCGGAAGGCAGCCAGCGAAGACUGGGUGUACCACCCUGUAUCUACAGUUCCUUCAGCCUGCCAGACCUAUCGCCAGAUGUCUGUGCCUCCCAAAAUCAAGUCACAGCUCCACUUUCUAGGACCAGGUGCCCGGGCUGGGCACGUGGUCUUUGACGCCCGCCAGAGACAGUUAGGAGUGGGCAGGGACAAGUGUGAAGCUCUCUCCCCCAGGCGCCUUCGCCAAGAGACACCCAACAACUCAGGGCGGAGCAGCAAGGAGCAAUGA